AUGAAAGCCACAACCAACUUCAGCUACGCCAGAAACGAGAGCAACUGCACGAGCGAUAACAGAAUCAGCCACGUCAUUUUCCCCUUGCUUUACACAGUUCUGUUCCUGGUGGGCAUCACCAUGAACGGCCUGGCAAUGUGGGUCUUCUUUAAAAUAUCCAGUAAAUCCCACUUCAUCAUCUUCCUCAAGAACACGGUCAUUUCUGACCUGCUCAUGACCCUGACUUUUCCCUUUAAAAUUCUCAGCGACGCAAGGCUGGUGUCAUGGGUAUUGCGGGGAUUUGUGUGCCAGGUCACCCAGGUCGUGUUCUACUUUACCAUGUACAUCAGCAUUUUGUUCCUUGGUCUAAUAACUAUCGACCGCUAUCAGAAAGCCACCUCGCCCUUCAGAACAUCGACACCAAGGAGCCUUUUGGGCGCCAAGAUCCUGUCCACAGCAAUCUGGAUAUCCAUGUUUGCUCUUUCGUUACCCAACAUGAUUUUAACAAACAAGAAGAAGACACCGAAGAACGUAAAGAAGUGUGCCCUGCUGAAAUCUGACUUUGGCUUAGUCUGGCAUGAAAUUGUGAACUACGUUUGUCAGCUUAUCUUCUGGGUUAAUUUAGCAGUCAUAGUUGUAUGCUACAUGCUCAUAAGUAAAGAGCUGUACAAAUCCUAUAAAAGGACAAGAUGCACUGGAAAAGCAACCAAAAAGACUGUAAAUCUGAAGGUUUUCAUCAUUAUCGCGGUCUUCUUCAUUUGCUUCGUGCCGUUUCACUUCACCAGGAUCCCCUACACGCUGAGCCAGACGAGAGACGUUUUUCAAUGCUCUGCCCAAAACACCCUGUUCUACCUAAAAGAGAGCACGCUGUGGCUGACGUCACUGAAUGCCUGCCUGGAUCCGUUCAUAUACUUCUUCCUCUGCAAAUCCUUCAGGAAGUCCUUGCUGGAUGUGCUGUGCCAGCACGCGGCAUCGCCGGAGCUGAGAGCGCGGAUGAAGGAGCAGAACGAGGGGGACGAUACUGACGAGACCCCGCUCUAG
Molecule: messenger RNA, 1020 nt
Organism: Mesitornis unicolor (brown roatelo)
Lineage: Eukaryota; Metazoa; Chordata; Aves; Mesitornithiformes; Mesitornithidae
Gene: P2RY12
Product: purinergic receptor P2Y, G-protein coupled, 12
Exons: 1
Coding region: 1-1020 (339 amino acids)
Biological process (GO): blood coagulation; G protein-coupled receptor signaling pathway
Cellular component (GO): membrane
Molecular function (GO): G protein-coupled purinergic nucleotide receptor activity
Source: RefSeq, a predicted model, not a curated record